AUGGACUUGGAAGAGAUUUAUCUAUUACUCAAGUAUGAUUGGUUCGUAUGGUUGGCCCUUCGUGAUCCUUUUCACUAUUCUGAAUUCUGGUCCAACGUCCGUUUAAAGGCGUCGAUAACUGUUCAAACAUCUGAUAUCAAUAAAAGCAAUGUUAACGAUUGCAGUGAAUAUAAUUUCACAUAUUUG
Funneliformis mosseae is the source of this 186-nucleotide messenger RNA. NCBI's taxonomy places the organism in Eukaryota, Fungi, Glomeromycota, Glomeromycetes, Glomerales, Glomeraceae. The record is from the annotation of a GenBank genome assembly.